Messenger RNA from Paralichthys olivaceus (Japanese flounder), 2767 nucleotides. NCBI's taxonomy places the organism in Eukaryota, Metazoa, Chordata, Actinopteri, Pleuronectiformes, Paralichthyidae. The record is from RefSeq and is a predicted model, not a curated record.
AUGGAGGAUGAGGAGCCACUGCUGGAGGAUGAGGAAGAGGAGGAAUUUCUUGUUCUAGAUCCUGAACAUCCUCUGGUCAGAAGGCAACAAGCUGCUCUGAACAAACAGCUGAGAGAGAAGCUGGAGAGGAUCGAUCUGGAGUUAAAGGAAAAGCUGGCAAUGGAGAAGGCAGAGGCCAGCCUCAUACAGGAGAAGGGUUUGAAGAUGUUCAGGAUUCAGGAGCAACUGGCCAGACUCCACACAAGGCUGGAGGAGCAAAAUCAGAACAAGGCACAGGCUGAAACUGAAUAUCGGCAGGCCCAGGAUCAGCUGGAGGCAGGAAAUAGCCGCUUUUCCAACAUUAGCAGCCAGCARAGCAAAGCCAAAGCCGAUGUGUCCCAGCUACAGGCAGAGGUGGACGUCUUGUCGCUGCACCUCGUCUUCGCUCAGAGAGCCUGUGAAGAUCUGCAUUCCAACGUCAAAGCCAUGAGGACCACCACACGCAAAGCAGGAGCUGACAAGAGUCAGGCUGAAGAGCAGAAACUGAUGCAGGAUUUAUAUGUGGAUCGUCUGACGAAGGAACUGGAGAGGCUGACUGAGCAGGUUGCCAUGUAUGAGGCCCAGACCAGUGCUCAAGCAGAGGAGAGCCAUGCAGCCAAACAAGCCCACUCUGAGGUUGAGAUGGAGAUGGAGUCUCUGGUGAUAAUGCGUAAACAGCUGCUGCAGCUGUGGAACAGCAGCAUGAUGAACUUGAGGAGACGGGAUGAGGAACUCAGCAAGAUGCAGGAGGCUGUGCGCAUAAAAGAGCAGCAGCUGAUCUUAUUGGACAGAGAGAUAGAAGGCUACAGGAAAUCCACCACUGAAGAACWGGAGAAGAAUGAGACACUGACUCUGCAGCUGAACUGGUCCCAGAUGGAUGGAGCCACCUCCAGAAAUCUGAUCAGUCAGAAGCAGGCCCAGUACGAGGCUCUGCAGGCAGAAUACAGCACCUGCAUCCGCAUCCUGAGGGACUCUGAGAACACCUUGGACAGACUCACAAAGGAAACCAGUAGCCACCAGGCUCAACUGAAUAAUCAGAGGAAGCAGUUGGAGAAAGAGAAUGCUGGGCGUCUGGAGCUGGAGGACAAGAUCAUGACCCACAUGCAGCAGAAGCUCACCCACAACAAGGCUGCUAAGUACUCCCAAAAGCUCACCAGCAAGACAGCUGCACUCAAGAAAGAAAAGAUCUUUCAGCUGUGGCAGCUGGAGAAUGAGGUGGUGGUGCAGGAACUGGAGAGCAACAAGGUCAGCCAGCAUCUGAAGAGCCUCUCCCUCGCUCAGGAAGCCCUCAAUGAGGAGAUCGCAAAGAACCACAAGUUUCUCACGUCCAACCAGGCCAAGAUUUCUUCCUUCAAUACAUUGAUCAAACAGAAAGACGCCACCAUUGCCACCUACAACAGAAAGAUCAGUCAAAUCGCAGCCAACACUGGGSYUGAAGACCUAAYUCCUCUGCAAAUCAAGGUAGAGGCAUUGAAGGCUGAGAUCGAGGWGCUGGKAGCGAAUAUCAAGYAUGACCAGCAGCUCUGGAUGAAACGUCAGGGGAUGCUAGUAGGACUGACGCAGGAAAUAGAGGCCAACAGCAAGAACAUGCUCAAACUGCAGAUAGAGCACACUGUCAUGCAGCAGAAGAAAAUACAUUUCAAGAAUCAGAUUGAAGCAGAGCACCAAGAGCAGAGAGAGCUGGAGAAGAACACCAAGAUGCUGAGAGGAGACCUGCUGAAGCUCAACACCAUGCUCAGCAAGAACGGACAGCUCAGCCAGGCACUGGAGCAGGAGAAUGUGCUGAUGGAGUCAGAUUUUCUGAACAGACUUAAGGAGGCAGAGCAGGAGUCAGUGGAGAUCCAGAUGACUUAUGAGAAGACCCAGGAUGAAAAAGAAAGACUCCUCAACAGUCUGGUGGAAGCUGAGUGGCAGAUCAUGCUGUGGGAGAAGAAGAUCCAGCUUGUAAAAGAGACUCGCUCAGCUUUGAACUCUGAGGGGGUCCAGGGAGAAAUCCAGAUGAUGAAGGCUGAGAUACAUCAUAUGGAGGUGCAACUCAACCAACUGAUGAGGCAGCAAGAGCAGUUGCUAAGGGAGAGUGAAGAUGUAGUGGUGAGGAGGGAGACUAUCGUUCAGCGUAGGGAGGCCAUGGUCCGCAGCUCCCAGAAACAGGCUACAAAGAGCGAGCUGAGCCGCAGCGCACAGGGCCUGCGGCGCCGGAUCAAGGACGUACACAAGCAUGUGGCUGAGUGUGAGAAGGUGAUCCAGGACCAACAGGAGAGCCAGGGGGAUCUGGCUGACAAGCUUGCAAAGCAGAAGCAGCAGCUGAUAGAACUGUGUGGCACCAGCUACACCCUGGAUUCUGAGUUUGCUAAUCUCAAGGACACUAAAAUAAGCAACCUAGCUCACCUGGUGGCUCUACAGAGCCGGACCAAGAAGCUGCAGGGGGUGUGCCAGGGCCGCUACAGAGCUUCGUCCACCAGUGAGUCAGUCAGAGCCGCUCUGCAAACCCAGACUGAACGUGUGCACGCUACCAGCGCCAUCUUGCACAGAGUCUGUGAGGAGUUUCCCCAGCACCAGGGGCCACUCCGCAGGCUAAUGUUAGCAUUGGCAGGUUGUGCUCAGGCCCUAGAUCAGGAGGAAUCCUGAAAGUGUGCGAGACAAUGUAAAGAUGACAGUUAUUACAGGAAGAGGAAGUGAGUAACAUUAGAAUGGGAUGAGAGACAAAGAUAAGUGAUGAAUUGUGUCCAUUACAAUGUCAUCAAAUAAA